AUGUCUAGCGACAGGGGCACUGAAGCCAAGUUUGCUAGUGCAUUGGCGCCAGAGGAGCCAAACCAGACGACUCAGAUUCACCAACGACAGCCCAGGUCAAAUGGGUCAAUUGACUCCGACGCCGAGAAGGGACCCGGCCAUUCCCAGGAGAAGCCCGCGGCGGAAGGUGAUGUGAAGGAAAAGCUCGAGGUCGAAGAAGCCGUCGAGUUCGACGUUGACCUCGAGGAUGAGGACGACCCGGAGAUCAAGCAGAUCCCGCCCGAGGUGAGGCGCAUCGUCAGUCUACACGACGACACGAGCUUGCCCACCCUCACCUUCCGCUACUUCCUGCUGUCCAUCAUCUUCGUCGUGCCCGGUGCCUUCCUGUCCCAGAUCAACAGCUUUCGUACGACCUACGCGCCCUACUCGGUCUUCUUCGUCCAGAUCGCCUCCAACUAUGUCGGACUCUGGCUUGCCCGCAUUCUGCCCAGACGCCAAGUUCGCAUCCCCUUCACCAAGUCGACCUUCAGUCUGAACCCAGGUCCGUGGUCCAUGAAGGAACAUGUCCUGGUCACCAUUACUGCAGCGUCGGGCGCAAACGGGAACGCAGCCACGACAGCACUGGCAGUGGGCGAGCUCUACUACAACUCACGUCUUCAUCCUGCCGCCGCCAUCUUCUUCAUGUGGUCCAUUGAUGCCACGGGCUACGCCUUUGCCGCGUUUGCGCGUCAGGUUCUACUCUACGAACCAGCAUAUCCGUGGUUCCAGGCUCUCUGCCAGACGGCGCUGUUCGAGACUCAAAACAGGCAGAACAGAAAUCCCACACCCGCGGCGAGAAAGCAGAUGCGCGUUUUCUGGCUUGUCCUCUUCGCUGUCACUCUGUGGCAGUUUCUGCCAGAAUACGCAUUUCCUAUGCUUAACAGUAUGGCAUUUCUUUGCUGGGUUGCACCGAAGAACCCCGUUGCCAACUUCAUCGGGUCUGGCCUCGGCGGCAUGGGCUUCCUCAACUUGACCUUUGACUGGGCGAACGUCAGCAAUUACAACGCGGGGGUACCGUUGUUUCUAAGCCCGUGGUGGUCGCAAGUCGUGCUAUUCUGCUCCUUCGUCUUGAGCUGCUGGAUCCUGCUUCCAGCCGCGAAAUGGGGAAACCUAGGUACUUAUAGUCAUUGCCUGAUGACCAACCGGGCCUGCACUGCGGAUGGCGAAAAGUAUCCCAUAUCUUCGCUGGUCACAUCCGGCAGUACUUUCAACCAAACCGCGUACGAUGAGAACGGGCCGAUGUACUUGGGGACACAUUAUCUCUAUUCCAUUUUCUUCGAUUAUGCUUCUUACACCAGCGCCUACGCUUGGAUUAUCUUCUUCGGCGCCAAGAACAUCAAAGACGGCUACACCAAGUUCCGUACUCGACGAAACAACCCGGGACAGGGCAUCAAUCACCAGUACACCGACCGCCUGAACGUGCUGAUGCGGUCAUACAAAGAAGUGCCGCUGUGGUGGUACAUCGCUCUCUUCUCUGUCUCCUUUAUCUCAAUCAUGACGAUUGUCGGACUCGAUUUGCUGUUCAUCCCCUGGUGGACGUACUUCGUCGCCCUGAUAACUGGGGGAGCUGUCGUUAUCCCUCUGAGCUGGCUCUACGCUGUGAGCAACUUCCAGUUGCCAAUCGGGACCUUCAAUGAGGUGCUCUACGGCACAAUGGUCCAGAAUCUGAGUACUCAUAGGAACCCAAUCGGGGCCAACGUAUACGGCGCGAUCGCUGGCGAUGCAUGGUACAGGGCUCAGUACAUGCUCCAGGACCAGAAGAUCGGCCACUAUACCCAUGUUCCUCAACGGGCGGUGUUCUUCUCGCAAGUCUUUGGUAUCACCCUGGGUGUGCCGAUCAACUAUGCUGCGAUGCGCUGGGUUAUCAACACGAAGCGCGACUUUCUCGUAGGCGACGUUGAGGACCCAGCGCACAUAUGGACUGGUCAGAGUCUCACCAGCUCUUUGACGACGGGUGUGCAAUACGUCCUCAUUGGGCCCACGAAGCUCUUCCAACAAGAACAGUGGCGGCCCAUCCCCUACGCCUUCCUCGCCGGAGCCGUCACGCCAGCCAUCAUCUACGGUCUCCACCGCCUCUUCCCGCGUGCAAAGUUCCAUCUCUGGAACACGACAAUCUUCUUCAGCGGCAUGUCGAUCUUUUACGGCAAUGUCUCGACGGGGUACUUCUCCCGAUUCAUCGGAGGCUUCGUUGUGAUGUACUGGGCGUAUAGGUACAGGUAUCAGCUGUGGGCCAAGUACAACUUCAUUCUUGCUGCCGCUUUCGACGCAGGCUUCAAUCUAAACAUGCUGCUGAUCUUCCUGAUCUUUGGAAGUGGAAAGGCCAUCACGAUGCCCAACUGGUGGGGCAAUGACGCGCAGAGUGUCGAGAAAUGCUAUGCGCUAGAGUCAUAG
This is a messenger RNA of Anthostomella pinea, 2409 nucleotides long. The record is from the annotation of a GenBank genome assembly. NCBI's taxonomy places the organism in Eukaryota, Fungi, Ascomycota, Sordariomycetes, Xylariales, Xylariaceae.